AUGCCCACAAUAGACCAACUAAUAGACCAGUUGGGCAUACUUACGCAACGGUCUGAGCAACAACUCAAUUCAAAUGAACAGAUUUCCUCUCAGCUACAUACCCUUCAGAGCCAGAUCAUAGAUAGAGAGUAUACCAUCGAAGAAUUAGCAGCGAAGCACGAAAACUCACAGAUUUUUCUUCAGCAUCUGGCGUCUUUGAGUCUUCGAUGUGACUUUCUUGAUAAACAACUUACAGGACUUGAAGGAUCGUCUCACACAGACACCUCUAUAUCAGCCACUUGCAACCUGGGACUGAAAGAGUUCAAGGAUUGGAAGGAGAACAGCUUGAAUUGGAUGACUGCUGAAACCACCUACGAAAAUCUUUCCUUAGAAUAUAACUAUCUGAUAAAGCAGUUGAACAUAGCUAAUAAGAGGUAUGAGGGUUAUCGAAAUGGUGAUAAUGUGAUCAAUAGUGAAGAUGCUAGUGACCUCCCAGCCUCUACUUCUGCUACAGAUAUCUCUACGGACUCCUUGUUCUCGUCCAAACAAACUUCGCUUGUUACAAACUCCUCUUCUUCUUUUUCUGAAGUACUUCCUCGUGCGCCAAAGAGACGUCUUCUGAAGAUGGAGAGUUUUCUUUCUAUUCCCUACGAGCAAGAGGGCAUUUAUCAAAUUAAAAGCGACGAUUCUUCCCGACCCUUACUUAAACAAUUUCGAAUACCGUCAAUCGUCCUUGAAAACAACGAAAGAGCUGCUGCUGCCAAUGGUGCACCACUCAAAUUGAGGGAGGCCUCCAAUCUCCCUGUCUUACACGAAUCUGAAUACGAAGAGUCGUUUCAAUCUAGAUGCCAUCUCAAGCAUCAUAUCUCACUUCCCGAGACAGUGAAUGUUCCAGAAACGAUGUGUACUGCUGAAAGCACUCUGAAAACGAUUGAUAUCGAAGAGAAAGACACUGAUAACUCAACAAAGCCGGGGAAAACAAGUGAUCUGAGCUGGUUCUUUGAUCACUUAGAUGCUAAAUCACAGCCUUGCAUGCCUAAAGAGACUCUAAGGCAUUUCGUAUCCUAUGAUACGGGACUAAAGAGAUCGUCAAGUAAACAUUUCAACUUUAACGACUUCUCCUUUAUAGGGGAUGUCGACCUGACUAAUGACACCACAGAACUACGAUAUGAUAAAAGCAGUGUCAUCGACUCAUCACAAUCGAUAACUACUGUGAAGCACAGCCAUAUUGACGAAGAAGCAGUGGGGAUGACGGCAUCUUCAAUGAACUCAGAUGAUAGUUAUGGCCACGAGGAGGUGCUGCCGGUUGAUUUUCUGAGUCCUCAGAGUCAAUCCAGUAGUUUAGGAGAAACCCAAAUUUACGAAAACAUCGAUACUUAUAUUGCCAAUCUUAAAAAGAAGGAUAUAGAAAGAAAACUACACAAGUCUCGGUCUCACGAUAGCAUAUUCAACGAUUACGGAAAGAAUGAUCGUGGAAGAGUUUCGCAUCUAAGGAAUACGGAUCUUAAAGCUCAAACUCUGAAAUGGCUCAAGCCUUGCGUUCCUAUUGUCUCUCCUUCCGAUGCCAGCUUUCAGAGACCCGUUGUAGAGAAAUCAGAGCCGGUAAUUACGGUUUCGUCGUCGUUUCGAAAGCUUAAAUUGGAAACGAAUCCCAUUAAUACGACUGCGGCUACCUCCGCAUUUCCCUGGUUCUUCAAAUCAGAGCCACAUACAAAACAGGAAGCUCCAGUGCAUCCUCAACAACUUCGUCAUCAGAUGUCAAUGUCUCUAACUUCCCGGAAGGAAAUGGCCUCUUCCACCACCACACCGAUAGACAUUGUUGCUUCAGGCUCAUAUGUACCUCAAUCUCACAAUCAUUGGUGGGAAAGUAUAAUACCAGACUCUGCUAUGAUCACCUCAGAGACAGGUAAACUGAUUGGACAACCCGCUGCCAGGUCGCUGGCCAACAAUACCGGCACAGGUGCAAGUAUGAAUCAUUCUGCCUUAAGUUGCAGUACUUCUUUUGAGCCGCGUAGGCUGGUAUUAAACAAGAUUAUGGGCAGAAUUACACCGAACGGAUCAUACUCUACAAUGCUUAUUGGUGGCAACGGGAGGAAGAUAAUUCGCCAUGGAUAUGGAUCCGAUUUCCACACCAACGUUCUCAGCUCGAGAGUCAGUCAUGCUGCUUUAAGAGAGGCUCUAGAAAGCGACAUGGGUGGAUUAAAGUAA
Molecule: messenger RNA, 2187 nt
Organism: Brettanomyces nanus
Lineage: Eukaryota; Fungi; Ascomycota; Pichiomycetes; Pichiales; Pichiaceae
Exons: 1
Coding region: 1-2187 (728 amino acids)
Biological process (GO): vacuole inheritance
Molecular function (GO): protein-membrane adaptor activity
Source: RefSeq, a predicted model, not a curated record